Neolamprologus brichardi is the source of this 12473-nucleotide messenger RNA. The record is from RefSeq and is a predicted model, not a curated record. NCBI's taxonomy places the organism in Eukaryota, Metazoa, Chordata, Actinopteri, Cichliformes, Cichlidae.
GGUGUCAGAGCCUCAGUCCAUGGUGACAUUUGGUCAUAACUCACGGGAGGCAGUCGCCAAGACUCCACCUCAUCGACCCAGAUGGGCUGCUGAGGAUUGCCUUGUACCACAUGUACAACAUAAUUCAUUCUUCUCGGAGAAUCCAUACUUUUGCCGGGGUGGAGAAAAACCCAAAGUCCAAAUACCCUACAAAACCCGUCCUGGCUCCAUUCCCCGCAAAUUAGCGAUAGAGAGAUGUCGAAGGGAAUACUUACAUUUACAUGUUGAAGAGCUCCUGGCAGAAAAGGGCAUAGAUUCUGAUCUCUUAUUGCCAAGACCAUUGAAAAAUAACACCAUACCAGACGGUCCUAUUUCGCUGUUCCUCCCACUGGAGCUGUUUGAUAAUGAAGAAUAUGACUGCCGGACUCCAGAAGACUGGCUUGCUUUGGGCAAUGCUGAAGGAUCACCUGAUCGAAAACCUAUUCCUGGAAAAGCCCUGCUACCUACAGAUGAUGAAAUUACAAAUGAUGAGUCUGCAAGCGCAAGCCCACCUCCGAAGUACAGCUGGCAUUUAGUUGGAAUUCUUGAUUACUGUACGGAGAAAUGUCAGUAUCUGGUAGAGAAGGUCCACCACACAGACAAAAAAGGAAGUCCUGAUAUAAAUGAAGAGCAUAAGCAGAAAACAGACUCUUUAAUAGCAGGCAGUAAGUACUGGAUACCCAGGAUCAGACUGUUAUUCUGUGCUGAAGACCCACGUGUCUUUGUUGAGCGGGUCCAGUUUGCCUUGCGCUACAGAGAGGAAACAGAGGCACUUAUUUUCUACCACUUUUCAGUGGACUGCAUGCCCAUCUGUAGGAAAACACCGUCUCUCAAUACUGAUAGUCUCCAGAGAAUCAAACGACGUGGCCUCUCAGCUCCUGGCCUUAAGCUGAAAAAUUUAGAGACAUGUGUUGCAAGCUUGGAGAAGGAGGUCAGACUGGAUUAUGACCGUACAAUGAACCGCUUGAUUUUUGACAAAGUAGUGAUGAGCUGCCCUGAAGACCUUUCACAUAUCACCCUGCCACAGAAGGACCCUGAAUAUGUGCCCUCACAAGGGUGUGUUCCGGUUCCUUACUCUGCCUAUGAGGCGAAUCGAGCUGCAUUUAUUUUCAAGUCCAUGCAAACUAGGCCAGAGCUGAUCUGUGUGCUUUCUGAAAUGUGGCAUGAGUGCAAAAAAGUAGAAAACAUGAGGCUGUUCAACUUGAUGUUGGGUAAACCACUUCCAUUGCAUCAAUUUGAACUUGACCAGUCUCAGACGCAUACUCAGAUAACCCUGUUUCUUAGAGAUAACUGGACCAGCACACUGUCCAACAGCAUUCGGUACAACCUUGCGAAUAUGGGCAAGGGAACAUACAACAUAAACGAGACUUGCUGGGAGACUUACAAGGUUUCUAAGCUGUCUAAACUCCUCAAUCUGGUGCAUUACAACAUGCAGGACUCCCUCCGCGUCCUUGUGAAGAACUCACUGGUCAGCCUGACCAAGGUCGUGAUGGAUGCCUGCCACAAUGUCCUGAUGUGUCCUCAGGACUUCGUCUGGGGGAAUGACCUAAUCACUAGCCACUACAAGCCAAAGAAGAAUCCUAUUUUCCUGGUGGACCUGGUUCUGGAUGAAAGUGGGGUUCAUUACAGCACCCCCUUGGAGAAUUUUUCAGCAUCUACAGUGAACCUGUUUGAUAACAGCAUUAUGUGCACACGUAGUGUGCCUCUGCUUAAUAGGUUUGUGUUGCAGAAGUUAUUUAUGGUUGGGGAGCCUUUACUUGAGUCAGUGCGUUUGGAGGAACCACAAAUAACCGAGCUGAGGGAGAAGAUCCGUAAUGUUCUAACACAAGCAACCAUACCUCUCAGGGCUUAUGCUGCUGAGUAUGAGAAGUACUUAGAGCUGCACAAUCUGGACAUACAAGCUUACAUUCUCACAUCUUGUGAUGCAGAAAUGACAUCCCAAGAACUGAAAAAAGAGGUGCAGCAGCAUCUCAAAGAAAAGAGAAUAAUUGAACAGUCCUUGCCAUCCUCCCUAGUGAUUGGUCCAUUUCAUGUUUGUGUUAACGGGGUACGCAAGUCUCUCUCAGAAAAGAGAAAGGCGUUAGCCACGGCACUACUAGACCACCUUGCUCUGAAGCUACGUAUUCAGGUUGACCAGGCAUGUGAAGAAUGUGAAAUUAUUAACAGAAAGCUACGUGAGAAACCCUUUGGCAUCGAGGAACUGAGUGAAAAGAGGCAGUGGAUGAAACAAAUCCCAGAACAGCUUAAGAGUUACAAGGAACGUCUUGCCAAGAACUUGUCAGACUACGAGCUCAUAGAAGAAUUUUUCCACUCUCUUCCCAACAAUGAUGUCAACAAAAAGUGGAAAGCCAUUGAAUGGCCACAAAAGAUAAUCAACCAAAUGGAACCAAUAGCCACCCAGCACUUGGAGGAUGAGGAGUGCUUCCGCAAGAUCCAUCUAACUGAGCAGAGCAACUUUGAGGAGCAUUUAGCUAAUCUACAGAUGAUUGUUGCUAGGUUUGCGAGCCAUGGAGGCAUUGAUCAUGCCCAUGAGAUGGCCAACAAGGUCAGGCAGAGCAGCAAGCAACUUAAGGAGUGCCAAACUAUGGCCCAAACUUACAACAACAGGGAACGCUUGUUCGGCAUGACAGUCACAAAUUAUGACCGUGUGCAGAAGCUUGUAAAAGACUUCCAGCCUUAUAGAGAUUUAUGGACCACCACCUCUGAUUGGCUAAGCUGGAGUGAAAGCUGGUUCUGUGACCCACUGUCUUCCAUUGAUCCUGAGCAGGUUGAGCACAUUGUCACUGAAGCCUACAAGACCAUCCACAAAUGUAUUAAACAGUUCAACGACAUUCCUGACUGCCAAAUGGUGGCAAAUCUAAUUCUCAGCAAGAUUGAGGACUUCCGUCCUUACGUCCCUCUAAUUCAGGGACUAAGGAACCCAGGGAUGAAGAGCCGCCACUGGCAGAUGCUUUCAGAACGCACUCAAAUUAAAGUCAUGCCUAAAGCCAACUUGACCUUGUCUCACUGCCUGGAGCUUGGCCUACAGAAGUACGUGGAUGACAUAGCUCAAGUGGCCGAGGUGGCUGGGAAAGAAUACUCUAUUGAACAGGCCCUGGAUAAGAUGGAAAAAGAGUGGUCCACAGUAGUCAUUGAUGUUUUGCCCUACAAGAACACAGGAACUUACAUUUUAACGAGCCCAGAUGAAGUGUCUCAGUUGCUCGAUGACCACAUUGUCAUGACACAGAGCAUGUCCUUGUCACCCUUCAAAAAAACAUUUGAGGCACGAAUCAGCUCCUGGGAGAGCAAGCUCAGAAUGACUCAGGAUGUACUGGAGGAGUGGCUGAUGUGCCAGCGUUCGUGGCUGUACCUAGAACCCAUAUUCAGUUCUGAUGACAUCAAUCAGCAGCUGCCUACAGAAGGAAAAAGAUACCAGCAAAUGGAGCAAAAUUGGAGGAGUAUUAUGAAAAGUGCCUUUAAUAAUCGAAAGGUGAUCGAGCUGUUUCCAGAUGCUCAUCUACUAACGCAACUUAAGAAUUGUAACGGACUUUUGGAACAGGUGCAGAAGGGUCUCAGUGAGUACUUGGAAACAAAACGAAGUUUAUUCCCCAGGUUUUACUUCCUGUCAGAUGAUGAGCUCCUGGAGAUUCUGUCCCAAACCAAAGAUCCCACUGCAGUUCAGCCACACCUGCGUAAAUGCUUCGAGAAUAUUGCACAGCUUCAGUUUCAGUCAGACCUGCAGAUCACACACAUGUACUCUGGAGAAGGGGAACAGGUAAAACUGUUCUCUCCAGUUUGUCCUACUGGUAAUGUGGAGGACUGGCUGAGGGAUGUGGAGAAGUCUAUGAAAGCUACUUUAAGAGAUAACAUUGACCGGUCACUCAAAGACUACCAUGAGCAACCACGUGUAGAGUGGGUGUUAUCAUGGCCUGGUCAAGUGGUGAUAGCAGGCUGUCAGGUCUUCUGGACCGCUGAGGUGUCAGACGCUUUGGAGCAGAGAAACUUAGCCACUCGUCUUUAUCCCCAACUACAGACACAGUUGGGGGACUUGGUGAAGCUUGUGCGAGGACAGCUCUCCAAGAUGCAGCGAGCUGUGCUGUCUGCCCUUAUUGUCAUAGAAGUCCAUGCUAAAGAUGUAGCAGCCAAAAUGGUGGAGCAGGAGGUCUCAAGCAUCAAUGACUUUGAGUGGAUCAGCCAACUAAGAUACUACUGGGCAAAAGGUGAUUUGUACAUCCGCGCAGUGAAUGCAGAAUUUCUGUAUGGCUACGAGUACCUUGGUAACUCUGGGCGGCUGGUCAUCACUCCACUCACUGACAGAUGCUACUUGACCCUGACAGGAGCUCUGCACCUGAAGUUUGGAGGGGCACCUGCAGGUCCAGCAGGCACAGGAAAGACAGAAACAACUAAAGACCUUGGAAAGGCUCUGGCGAUCCAGACGGUAGUUUUCAACUGUUCUGAUCAGCUGGACUUUAUUGCAAUGGGCAAAUUUCUCAAAGGACUGGCCAGCUCUGGUGCCUGGGCCUGCUUUGAUGAGUUUAAUCGUAUUGAUGUUGAAGUGUUGUCCGUGGUGGCGCAGCAGAUCACCACUAUACAAAAGGCCCAGCAGCAACGGGCAGCGAGGUUUGUGUUCGAGGGGGUAGAGAUCCCUCUUGUCCCCUCUUGCGCGGUAUUCAUCACUAUGAAUCCUGGUUAUGCUGGCCGCACAGAACUGCCUGACAAUCUCAAGGCCCUGUUUCGUCCCGUGGCCAUGAUGGUCCCUAACUAUGCGAUGAUAGCUGAGAUCUCCCUAUACUCAUUUGGCUUCAGUGAUGCCAAAGUUCUCUCCAACAAGAUCACAACAACUUUCAAACUCUCCUCUGAACAGCUGAGCUCUCAGGAUCAUUAUGAUUUUGGUAUGAGAGCUGUUAAGACUGUGAUCUCAGCUGCUGGAAACCUAAAAAGGGAAAAUCCGAACAUGAACGAGGAGCUGAUUUGUCUUCGGGCCAUUCAAGACGUCAAUGUACCAAAGUUUUUACAGGACGACCUGAAGCUCUUCAAUGGCAUCGUGUCUGAUCUUUUUCCCAAGAUAAAACAGGAGCCGAUCAAUUAUGGCACACUGGAAGAGUCCAUUCGUAAUGUCUGCACCGCGAAGAACCUCAAAGAUGUCGAUGGGUAUAUUAAUAAGUGUAUUCAGCUGUAUGAAACCACUGUGGUGAGACAUGGCCUGAUGUUGGUGGGACCUUCUGGAUCAGGGAAAACCAAAUGUUAUGAGAUUCUAGGUGCAGCAAUAACAGCUCUGGAGGGCCAGCCCUCUGUGAGCGGUGGUGUCUACGAGGCUGUUCAAACAUAUGUCCUCAACCCAAAGUCAAUUACCAUGGGACAACUUUAUGGAGAGUAUGAACUGCUCACACAUGAGUGGACAGACGGUAUCCUCUCGUGUCUUAUUCGCCAAGGCGUAGCAUCUAUGGACCAGAAGAAAAAGUGGUACAUGUUUGACGGGCCAGUGGAUGCUGUAUGGAUUGAGAACAUGAACACUGUCCUGGAUGACAACAAAAAGCUUUGUCUCAGCUCUGGCGAAAUCAUUAAGCUCACCGACGUAAUGACCAUGAUGUUUGAGGUGCAGGACCUGGCAGUUGCAUCUCCGGCUACAGUGUCUCGCUGUGGUAUGGUUUACUUGGAGCCAAGUAUUCUGGGACUCACCCCUUUCACAGAGUGCUGGCUGAGGCAGAUUCCUAACGCCAUGAAACCAUACAAAGAGAUGCUCAGCUCUCUGUUUGACAGGUUUCUGCAGGACUCCAUUACAUUUGUCCGCACUUCAGUAAAGGAGGUCAUCGCAUCUCUGGACAGCAACCUUACCUGUAGUCUGCUUAAAAUGAUGGACUGCUUUUUCACUCCCUUCAAUAUUAAAAAGGGUGAGAAGCCACCACCUCAAGUGAAAUUGGACCAUCUAAAGGAGCUGAUUGAGCCCUGGUUCUUUUUCUGUCUGGUGUGGAGUGUAGGAGCCACAGGAGAUGCAGCUAGUAGCCAGCGCUUCAGUGCGUGGCUCAGAAACAAAAUGGCAGAAGAGAGGAUCAACUUGUGUUUUCCAGAAGAAGGCUCGGUGUAUGACUACAGACUUGAUGAUGGAAUAAGGAAUCAGGAUGGUGACGAUGAAGAUGAGGGAGGAAAAGUCCAGUGGGUCAGCUGGAUGAAGUAUGCAGAGAGUGUAGUAAUCACCCCAGAAACAAAAUUUUCAGACAUUAUUGUUCCAACUGCAGACACAGUGAGAAUGUCUUUCCUGUUGGAUAUGCUUUUAACCAACAAGAAACCCGUGCUCUGUAUUGGGCCAACUGGCACAGGAAAGACCCUGACCAUGUCAAAUAAGUUGCUAAAUAGCAUGCCUGCUGAGUAUAUCACACACUUCCUCAUGUUCUCUGCCCGCACUUCAGCCAAUCAGACUCAAGAUUUCAUUGACAGCAAAGUAGACAAAAGGUGGAAAGGUGUGUUUGGACCUCCAAUAGGGAAGUACUUUGUAUUUUUCAUCGAUGACCUAAACAUGCCCAUGUUGGAGACCUAUGGCGCUCAGCCUCCCAUUGAACUGCUGAGGCAGUGGAUGGACCACGGAGGCUGGUACGACAGGACUCAGAUAGGGACUUUCAGGCAACUAGUGGAUAUCAAUUUUGCCUGUGCCAUGGGACCCCCAGGUGGAGGGCGAAACCCGAUAACUCAGCGCUUCACACGCCACUUCAACUUCUUGUCCUUUACUGAACUGGACAAUGCCAGCAAGAAAAACAUUUUUUCUACCAUUCUAGGAAGUUGGAUGGCACCCGUACCAACAAUCCAGCCACUGAAUGAGUCUCUUGUAGAUGCCACUAUCCGAGUCUACUCUACCAUUACCUCCCAGCUGCUCCCAACUCCAGCCAAAUCCCAUUACACUUUCAAUCUCAGAGAUCUAUCCAAAGUCUUUCAGGGCAUCCUCAUGGCUGAAGCUAGAAUGAUAGAGGAUAAAGUACAGCUGCUCCACCUGUGGUACCACGAAAGCUGCCGGAUUUUCCAGGACCGCCUGGUGUGUGAUGAGGAUAGAGAGUGGUUCAAAGGGGUCCUGAAAGACUGCAUUGAAGAAUUUGACUGCUGCUUUGAAGAGGUUGUCCCCUGCCAUCCUGUUUUGUACGGAGAUUUCAUGGAUCCCAGAGCUGACCACAAAGGCUAUAAACCCAUAGAUGACAAAGAGAAGUUGGUAAAAGUAAUGGAGGAGUACAUGGAAGACUACAAUCACAUCAGCAUGACCAAGAUGAAGCUGGUGCUCUUUAUGGACGCCAUUGAGCACGUGUGUCGUAUCAGGCGGAUCUUGCGGCAGCCCCUAGGCAAUGCCCUGCUCCUUGGAGUGGGUGGCAGUGGACGCCAGUCUCUCACUAAGCUGGCCUCUUAUAUAUCAGAAUAUGAGUGUUUCCAGAUUGAGCUCUCUAAGAACUAUGGCCACACUGAGUGGAGAGAAGAUAUUAAAAACAUCAUGUUCAAGGCAGGCCUCCAGAACCAGCAGAUCACCUUCCUCUUUGUAGACACACAGAUUAAGAGUGAGUUUUUCCUGGAGGAUAUCAACAGCAUUUUGAAUAGCGGUGAUGUGCCCAACCUGUAUACAUCAGAGGAGCAGGAGCGUAUCCUGAUGGGAAUGAAGCCAGUGGUGCUAGACCUGGGCCACCAGCCAACUAAAGCCAAUCUUAUGGCUGCCUACAUCAGGAGAGUUCGCAGCAAUAUUCACACUGUUCUCUGCAUGAGUCCCAUCGGUGAGGUGUUUCGUGCACGAAUGAGGCAGUUUCCUUCACUGGUGACCUGUUGUACCAUAGACUGGUUCAGCACUUGGCCAGAGGAGGCUCUCCUGGCUGUGGCCACAUCAUUUCUUAGUGAGAUACCUCAAGUGGAAGCAAACCCAACUGCCAUGGGGGGACUGACAACAAUGUGUGUGAGGAUUCACCAGAUGGUGGCCAGGAAGAGUGAACAGUACAUGGCUGAACUAUCUCGACGCAAUUAUGUCACACCUAAAAGCUACCUGGAACUGUUCAAAAUCUUCUCAGAUCUCAUUAGACGCAAAAAACAAGAGCUGUCUGGUGCUCGACAACGCAUGAAUACUGGUCUGGAGAAGCUUCUUAGCACUGCUGAAGGUGUGAGUAAAAUGCAAGAAGAGCUGGAGACCAUGAGACCUCUUUUGGAGGAGGCUGCUAAGGACACUAAAGUUACCAUGGAGACCAUUAAAAAAGACACAGUGGUUGCAGAGGAGACCCGUAGGUCAGUGCAAGAAGAGGAGGCAAAAGCUUCAGAGAAGGCCCGUGUUGCAGGAGCCAUUGCAGCAGAUGCUCAGAGAGACUUAGACGAAGCUCUGCCAGCCUUGGAUGCUGCCCUGGCCAGCCUCAAGUCACUCAACAAGAAUGAUGUCACUGAGGUGCGAGCCAUGCAGCGACCUCCUCAAGGUGUAAAGCUGGUUAUUGAAGCAGUGUGCAUUAUGAAAGGCAUCAAACCCAAAAAGGUACCUGGGGAGAAACCUGGCACCAAGGUUGAUGACUACUGGGAGCCUGGGAAGGGUCUGCUCCAGGACCCUGGAAAGUUUCUGGAAAGUCUCUUCAAAUAUGAUAAGGAUAACAUCCCAGAUAAUGUGAUCAGCUUAAUCCAGCCAUAUAUAGAUAAUGAGGAAUUUCAGCCAGCUUCCAUUGCCAAGAUUUCCAAAGCUUGCACUUCCAUUUGCCAGUGGGUGCGAGCCAUGCAUGCAUAUAACUUUGUGGCGAAGGCUGUGGAACCUAAAAGGAUAGCUCUCCAGGCAGCCCAAGAGGACUUAGCAGAAACCCAGCAAACUCUGGAUAAAGCCAAAGAGAAACUGGCAGGAGUGGAAGCUGGGAUUGCCACUUUGCAGGCCAAGUACCAGGACUGCCUAGCUAAGAAAGACGAGCUGGACAAUAAGUAUCAACUAUGUGAGGCUCGCCUCGUCCGAGCAGACAAGCUUAUUGGUGGAUUGGCAGAUGAAAAAGUGCGUUGGAAGGAGACAGUACAACAUUUGGAUUACAUGAUCAGUAACGUAGCCGGUGACAUACUUCUGUCUGCAGGAUAUAUUGCAUACUUGGGACCCUUCACUGGAGAGUACCGAGCAGCCAUGGCUAAAGAAUUGCUGAAAGGUUUCAAAGAGCUGGGUGUUCCACACACUGAUGAACCCAACCUGGUCAGCACUCUGGGAGAUCCAGUGAACAUCCGCACCUGGCAGAUAGCAGGUUUGCCCAAGGACAACCUUUCUGUGGAAAAUGGUGUGAUUUCUCAGUACUCUCUGCGCUGGGCCCUCUUCAUUGAUCCUCAGGGACAAGCAAACACAUGGAUUAAAAACAUGGAAAGGGACAGUGGGUUGGAGGUUGUGAAACUCAGUGACCGGGACUUCCUGCGCAGGCUUGAGAAUGCAAUCCGCUUCGGUAAACCCUGCCUCUUAGAGAAUGUGGGGGAAGAACUAGAUCCUGCUCUAGAACCUGUCCUGUUACAACAGACUUUUAAGCAGCAAGGCCAUACUUUACUGAAACUGGGCGAUUCACUCAUCGACUACCACGAGUCUUUCAAGAUGUACCUCACAACCAAGCUGCCCAACCCACACUACUCUCCAGAGUUUUCUGCCAAAGUCACACUCAUAAACUUCACCCUAUCACCCAGUGGUCUACAAGACCAGUUGUUGGGGAUGGUGGUGGCUAAAGAGCAGCAAGACUUGGAGGUUGCAAAGAACCAGCUAAUCACCAGCAAUGCCAAGAUGAAGCAGGAGCUGAAAGAAAUUGAGGAUGAGAUACUGUUCCGACUCAGCUCCACAGAGGGCAACCCUGUGGACAAUGAGGAGCUCAUCCGAGUGUUGGAGGCUUCGAAGAUCAAAGCUGGAGAGAUCAAGGCUAAAGUGAAGGCAGCAGAAAAGACAGAGCAGGACAUUGAUGCUGCCCGUCUGGAGUAUGUCCCUGUGGCUGUGCGUGCACAGAUCCUCUUCUUCUGCGUGUCAGAUCUGUCCAAUGUUGACCCAAUGUACCAGUACUCUCUGGAGUGGUUCCUGGGAAUCUUUUUGUCUGGUAUUGCCAACUCUAGAAGUGCAGACACAGUGGAGGAGAGAAUCUGGAACAUCAAUGAAUAUUUCACCUUCAGCCUCUAUGGUAAUAUAUGUCGCAGCUUGUUUGAGAAACACAAACUGAUGUUUGCCUUUCUCCUGUGCGCUCGCAUCAUGAUGAACGACAACAAGAUUAACAUGGUUGAGUGGCGCUACCUGUUGUCUGGAGGAAUGCCUGUCCAACAGCUGGCCAACCCAGCAGUAAGCUGGCUGUCAGAACGUGCCUGGCAGGACAUUUUAGGCCUCAGCACUCUGAAAAAUUUUUCUAACCUAGCGCAAAGCUUCCCUGAACAUCUGGGGGGCUUCAAGAAAAUUUUUGACAGUAGCCAGCCUCACAGGGAGCCCCUCCCAGGAGUGUGGGAUGUCAUCCUGGACUCUUUCCAGAAGCUGUUGGUCCUGCGCUGUCUGAGGGCCGACUGCCUCAUUCAAGGCCUGCAGGACUUUGUUGCUGCUGAGUUAGGACAGCGCUUCAUAGAGCCUCAGACAUCAGACCUGUCUGUCGUCUUUACAGAGUCAUCUUCCUCCACUCCCCUGAUCUUUGUUCUGUCCCCUGGCACCGACCCUGCUGCUGACCUCUACAAAUUUGCUGAUGUCAUGCAAUUCUCCAAGAAAAUGAGCGCCAUCUCUCUUGGCCAAGGCCAGGGCCCCUGGGCUGAGAGUAUGAUGCACGAUGCCAUGGAAAGAGGUCACUGGGUCUUUUUCCAGAACUGUCAUCUGGCACCCAGCUGGAUGCCUACCCUGGAGAGACUUAUUGAAAACAUCAACCCACUAAAGGUGCACGAGAACUUCCGCCUGUGGCUCACAAGUCUUCCCAGCAAUAAGUUCCCGGUGUCUGUUCUGCAGAAUGGUUCCAAGAUGACCAUUGAACCUCCAAGAGGCAUCAAGGCCAACCUACAGAAAACCUACAUGAGGCUCACUAAUGAUUUUCUCUCCUCUUCCACCAAGACAGCAGACUUUAAGUCUUUGCUGCUGUCUCUCUGCCUGUUCCAUGGAAUUGCUUUGGAGAGACGAAAGUUUGGCCCUUUGGGCUUCAACAUUCCCUAUGAGUUCACUGAUGGCGACCUGAACAUCUGUAUCAGCCAGGUCAAAAUGUUCCUGGAUGAGUACCAGGACAUCCCAUACAAGGUUCUAAGAUACACUGCAGGAGAGAUUAAUUAUGGUGGCCGUGUGACAGAUGACUGGGACAGACGAUGUCUGCUCAGUGUGCUGGAGGACUUCUAUUGUCCUGCUGUCCUCAGCAGUGAUCACGUCUACUCUGCAUCUGGAGUCUACCGGCAAAUCGACACAAAACUGGAUAUCAAGGGUUAUUUGGCAUACAUUCGUGGUUUGCCCAUCAAUGACACACCUGAGAUCUUUGGUCUCCAUGACAACGCUAACAUCAGCUUUGCUCAGAAUGAGGCCUUUGGCUUGUUAGAAGCUGUGGUUCGUCUCCAGCCCCGAGCUACAUCUGCUGGGGGCAAAACUCUUGAGGAGAUAGUGGAGGAGAUAGUGGCAGGCAUCGUUGAAAAGAUCCCUCCUCCUUUUGACGUUGAAGGAGUGAUGGAAAAAUACCCGGUGCUCUACGAGGAGUCCAUGAACACUGUGCUCAUCCAGGAGGUCAUCAGAUAUAACAAGCUGCUGGAGGUCAUCUCGCUGAGUCUCAGAGAUAUUGUGAAGGCUUUGAAAGGUUCAGUGGUGAUGUCAUCAGCGCUCGAGCUUAUGGCCCGCAGCUUAUUCAACAAUGCGGUGCCUGAUAUGUGGAAAGCCAAGGCCUACCCGUCUCUGAAGCCUCUGGCCUCCUGGGUGUCAGACCUGCUUCAGAGGAUCAAUUUCCUACAGAGAUGGAUCUCUAACGGCAUUCCACCUGCGUUCUGGAUUAGCGGUUUCUUUUUCCCGCAGGCUUUUCUCACCGGAACCCUCCAGAAUUAUGCCCGUCGCUUCGGCACCUCAAUUGACACGAUUGGAUUUGACUUUGAGGUAUUAGUGAAGUCAGUGUCAGAGAUAACAGAAACACCAGACACAGGCUGCUACAUUCACGGUCUAUUCCUGGAGGGGGCUCGCUGGGAUAACAAGGCAGGUCAGCUUGCAGAGUCCAGACCCAAGGAGCUCUACACCCAAAUGGCCGUCAUCUGGCUGAUCCCCAAACCCAACCGUAAACCUCCAGCCUCAGGGAUCUAUGUAUGCCCUAUCUACAAGACACUCACACGAGCUGGGACUCUGUCCACCACUGGCCACUCUACCAACUAUGUGGUAUCAUUGGAGUUGCCAACACAUCACACCCAGAGGCACUGGGUCAAAAGGGGUGUUGCACUCAUCUGUGCACUGGACUUCUGAACCAGAAAUUAGUUAUAUUAGUUAUUGCUAUUAGUUAUUGCUGCUAAUUAUUGGUUAUCUACUUUAAUCUAUCUAAUAAACUGUUCACAAGCAA